Molecule: messenger RNA, 7050 nt
Organism: Porites lobata
Lineage: Eukaryota; Metazoa; Cnidaria; Anthozoa; Scleractinia; Poritidae
Source: the annotation of a GenBank genome assembly
CUGAUUUUCAAAAUGGCUACCGCCGAGCGCAGAGAAGCAAGGAGAAGAAAAUUGCUCCAGAACUCGGAAAAUCGCUUGAACAGAAUUCUAGGAAGCCGCUCAAGUCAUUCUAAUACGUCCCAGCCCCAAAUCGAAAACGACGAAAGUGUCUCACAGAACAAUUCUGUGGAAAGCGAUGGUGUUUUCGUUGAGAGGGAAGUUCUUGACAGUGAUCUUAACGGAAGUGAAAGAGCUGAUAAAGUGUUACCAUUAACGGAUAAGACUACAGAAAUGGAGCCAUCGGAAGGCGUUUUUGAAUCGAAAUAUUUAGAGAGAAAGCGAUUAAUGGAUGCAGAGGUAAGACCUCCAUCCGCAUUGAGAGAUCGGGACUCAACUCCACAAACUACUGAGCAAAGGGAUGAAGGCAGUUUGUCAAAGACAGCAUCAAAUACCGGUUGUUGGAGAGUUGUUUUGAAUGUGAUUCUAGCGUUUAUGUUAGUGAUCCAUUGGUUUUAUUUCAAUUUGGAAACUUUGCUUUCACUCAGUGGCAAAGAAAAAACUGAAAGUUCUGCUGUAAAGCAUUCAGUUCAAUCACAGGUGAGAUUAUGCAGGGGUGACUGUAAAGUGCCCCUUUAUCAUUUGUUCUUUGGCUGAUUACAUACCCAUGCCAUAGCCAUAUACUCCCAGGGGAGGGGGGGGGGGUACUGCCAUAUAUGGGCUAUAUAGGUAUGUGCCACUGUGAAGGGUAUGGUUUUCAGGCAGUUUACUCUAGGAUAGGGUAUAUAAAUCAGAGUGUUUGGGUCUAGAAUAGGGUAUCAUUUUUCAGGAAAAUGAUCAGUUGGUUGAAGAUUUUAUCUAGACAAGGGAAACAGCUUCUCUAGGAUAGGGGGAUUUGGGAAGUUUACUCUAGUAUAGGGUAGCAAAAUUCAGCUGAACUAGCUCUGGUAUAGGUUAAGGGUUCCAGGGUCCCAGAGGCACAUCCCCACCCAGAAAUUCCUAAAGUACCCCCCCGGGCAUAUACUGUAUUUCCUCGAAUAAGCACCUACGCUCUAAUAAGCCCCCCGAGUAAGUGCCCGCCCUCUUGGCGAAAAUAUCAAACACCCCCGCCCUUGAAUAAGUGCCCCCUCCCCUCCCCCAUUAUAUUCUUUAAUAAUAGGGAUACAAGGAAGACCAGUAAAAAAAUAUCCAUUGACACUGCUGGGAAGAGAAUCUUAAAAUUAGCAAAUUUACGAAGUUUAAUGGUGACAUGUCCAAAGCAAGCGAAGUUGUUGCUCCAAAAAGUCUUGAAAUUUUAUACUCGUUUGUAUGAUGGUGGGUACGAACUUGCCCCCUAUCAUACAAACAUCUAUAAAAUUCUGAGACUUUGCAGACUAAACAUCUUUGUCAGCUUUUGACAAAUCACAUUGAAACUCAGCAACUUCACACUGAUUUUAAGGCAUUCUUUCUAAGUUUCAAGUUUAUUUAUUAUAUAUAAAAACUAUUUACAAUCGAAUCUGACUGACCUGCAGGUAGCUAAACUAAUCGAAGUAGGUCAGUCUCACAAGUUCUAAAUAUCACAGAUUUCAAAAAAAAGAGAUUAACAACGUAACAGUUUUUCAAAAAGAAAGAGAGGAACAUAUAAGCAAUAAUGGUUCCACGUUAAAUCAGAAAAACGAAAACUAAUUAAACAACAAAAAAAGUAACAGUUAUGAUGAUAGGUACUAAAUAUAUAGAGAGAAAAGAGUUGUGAGUUAUUAUUAUUAUUAUUAUUAGUGAAUUAUUAUUUUUUUUAAGUUUGGCCAUGAUUUUGUUAUUAUCUAUAUAGUUGUCUUCGGUUUUCAGUGUAUACAAUUAAGCUCCUUUAAGUUAUCUUCUGAAAGUCUUCUUUGAUAUGUUUUUAAAGCUAUUUGGCAUCUCAUUCCUUAUCUUUGUGCCAACAGGAGAGAAUGCAUGCGCUGAAAACACAUACCCCUAGUCAUAUGUGUUUCUCACCUGGGAAACACAUAUCCCUUGUGAUAUGUGUUCACCCACCUGGGAAACAAAUAUCCCUAGUGGUAUGUGUUCCCCUACCAAGGAACACGUAUCCCUACUGAUAUGUGUUCCCCUUCCUGUGAAACACAUAUCCCUACUGAAAUGUCUUCCCCUACCUAGGAAACACAUAUCCCUGGUGAUAUGUGUUCCCCUACCCAAGAAAAUGUAUUCCUAAUGAUAUCUGUUCCCCUACCCAGAAGCACUUAUUCCUAAUGAUAUGUGUUUGACUACCUGGGGAACACAUACCCCUAGUGAUAUGUGCUCCCCUACCUGGCAAAGACACAUCCCUAGUAAUAUGUGUUCCCCUAUCUAAGAAACACAUAUCCCUAGUGAUUUCUGUUCCCCUACCUGGGACACACAUAUUCCUUGUGAUAUGUGUUCCCCUACCUGCGAAACACAUAUCCCUAGUGAUAUGUGUUUCCCCACCCUGGAACACAUAUCCCUUGUGAUAUGUGUUCCCCUACCUAGCAAACACAUAUCCCUAGUGAUAUGUGUUCUCCUAUCCUAUAUGUGGUCCCCUACCUGGGAAACACAUGUCCCCAGUAAGAUGUGUUCCCCCACCUGGGAAACACAUAUUCCUAGUAAUAUGUCUUCCUCUACCCGGGAACAUGUAUCCCUAGUGAUAUGUGUUCCCCUACCUGGCAAACCAAUAUCCCUAGUGAUAUGUGUUCCCCUCUCUGAGAAACACAUAUCCCUAGUAAUGUGUGUUCCCCUACCUGGGAAACACAUAUUCCUAGUGAUGUGUGUUCCACUACCUGGGAAACACAUACCCUUAGUGAUAUGUGUUCCUCUACCCUGAAACACAUAUUCCUAGUGAAAUUUUUUCCCCUACCUGGGAAACACGUAUCCCUUGUGAUAUGUGUUCUCCUACUUGGGAAAGACAUAUUCCUAAUGAUUUGUGUUUCUCUACCCGCAAACACGUAUCCCUGGUCGAAUGUGUUUCCCUACCUGGGAAACACAUAUCCCUUUUGAUAUGUGUUCUUCUACCUCGGAAACACAUAUUUCUAGUGAUAUGUGUUCCCCCACCCAGGAACAUGUAUUCCUAGUGAUAUGUGUUCCCCUAGCUUGGAAACACAUAUCCCUAGUGAUUAUGUGUUCCCUAGCUGGGAAACACAUACCCCUAGUGAUAUGUGUCCCUCGACCUGGAAAUAACAUAUUUCUAGUGAUAUGUGUUUCCCUACCAGGGUAACACAUAUCCCUAGUGAUAUGUGUUCCACUACCUGGGAAAAACAUAUCCCUUGUGAUAUGACUUUGUGUUCCCCUACUCGUGAAACCUUUCAUAGUUUUGUACUGCAAUUGUUGUCAGGGCUGUCACUCAGAUUUCAUGUUGCUGGGUUUGGGCAAUUAUUAGUAGGUGGGAAUUCAACAGUUACUGUGAAACUCAAAAAACCGUGAACAUUAGAAAUAUUUAUGGAAUGUUAUUGUGUUUCGAGAAAUAAGCCAAUAAGGCACGGGAUAACUAAACCGCAAACAGCAAUGGUAAUUAGUUUGUUUUUUUGAGGUUUGCUCACGUGUCCUGAACUUUAUUUUGAUUGGCCAGUACACAAACAAUAUUCCCAAAAUUUUUCAGGUGUUCACGGUUUUCUGAGAUUGACAGGAAGAUUUUCCUUCGGUUCUAUCCUUUGGUUCUUUGCUCAUGAUAGCCAGCUGAAAUUCCAGCCUGCAGCUCGUAGUGACAGCCCUGGUUGUUGCUGUUUCAGUCAGCAUGACAUGGUUUCAUUUGGUGUGUAACAAAUUAACUUCCUUAUUUCUCAGUAAGCACAUGGAGAUGAUAAGAUUUAAGCAAUGUCAGAAUACAAAUGAUUGUCCAGCUAACAAGUUGAUUUUCUUUUUUGCAGUCUUUAAUCUGGCCAUUUCUUGCUUUACAACUAUUUUUGGUCUGUGGCACAAGAUUUAGGCAGGUACAUGUAUGUUAUGAUAGUGUAAUGUGUGGUAGGAAUAGGCCCUUUGCAGCUUAAGGUCACGUGACCUGUUUAAUGCAAAAACUUGAUUCCACUUAAACAAAAUCAGAGGUGGAAAGAGCAUGAGAAUUAGCUAGGAAGCUAAUUUGAGGUGAUCAACACAUGACACUAAGAUAUUAUAAGUGAUGGAAUAUCUGUAUUUUACAGUUAGUAUUUUUUAUGGAAAAAAUGUUACACUGCAAGGUAUGCAAUUGAGGGACGUGUUUUUGCAUUGCUGCAUACAUAUUCAUAUAAUAUUCACACCAUAAUGAAAUUGCACCGUUAAGAGUUUAACAGCUGAAAAUUAUCAGACCCAUUAUUUCUGUGCUCUGUCAAUCUCUGGUAUCUUUAGGGUUGUAUCCCAUAAGUUUGGCAUGAGAUAAGUCUUUUGUCCCCAGCUGCAAAGGGCCUACAUCGUAUCUAUGCUUCAAAUAUAGUGAAAGCUGUAUUAGGUUGUCAUACGUACAAGGGUUUAAAUAAGCAUCGACAACCGACGAAACUGAUGCGUCGGCUACUUUACUCAGAGCAGACGGCUACUUUUCUCCUCGAAAAAGUAGCAAUUAGUUUUAAAAGUGUCGUAAACAAAAGUAAAUCAUUAAAUUUGAAUGAAAACGUAACUGUCAAUUAUGAUGUGCUUUCACGGUCCACUGAUAUGUUAUACUUUAGUUACACCAGAAGCGCUUCUGGUUACACAAAAGCUGUAUUUCAGUCAAUUUUUCCACGUUUCUUUGUGAUCAACGCAGAAUUUGUUUAUGAAGAAAUGUACUAAACUUUGAAUAGUGACAUUGGUUCAUUGCUUGUAAGAAUUGAUCGUGUGGCUUUGAAACGUGAAUGAAAGCUAUAUUUUCUUGAAUGAGAAACACAGUCUUUUGUUCUCAAUUUAGUCCCCGGAACACUGGAAAUCGCUUUCUAGGGCUCUGAAACUUUCAAAACAUUUUCUGGGGAGCACGCCCCAAGACGUCCCUAGAAGAAGGGGACUACGGCCCCCUCGUUGAUACAGUCGGUUCUAUUCAAACAUGCCGGCUACUUCAAUUUUUAUUGAAACGCCUGGUAACGUGGGACUCUCUCAUUUGUAUACUUAAUACAGGGUACUCACCUGUUUUGGGGUCUCCUUAAUACAGUUUGCACUGUAGCCUAAAAAGACCUAUUGCAUGAAACACUGAGUGUGGUGGAAAAUUGAAUUGGUUUAUCAUAAAUCCUCUAUUAAGAGAGUUAUUGAUCCCCCCAAACCCCUCCCACUUAUUCUUAAAAUAAAUGAUAGACUGCAUUCAUCACUUCAGAUGAAAUGAUCCGAUAUAGUUUAUUCAAGUCCUUGAAGUCGGGAUUUGUUGUUGAUUUUCGGAUGCGUGGCCUCCACCUUCAUGUACCUGAGCUUUUCCCGUGUUUUGCGUUCUAGUUUUUUUUAUCUAGAACUGAUAAUAUCUUGCCUCUUGACCAUAUUUAAUAAGCCCCCACCCGUCUCUCUUAAGCCCCCUCCCCCCUCCCCUACCAACGUGCUUGAAAUAAAUAAGCGUCCUCCGGGGCGUAAUAGAGGAUAAACGAUAUAUAACUAUCCCAGACUGUGUAGCCAAUGUGAUCGAAGUAAAGGGUAGUCUUACUCUUUGAGGUAGUUAAGGUCAUUUUAAACUUACAUUUGAAUUUGUCAUUAAUCAGGACGAAAAAUAAAUGGCAAGAAAUAGCGCCAUGGUCCUCUGCGUUUGCCUGAUGCAACUUUCUUGUUUUUCCGUUUUCUCUGCAGACCUCCCAUUCUCCAUUUAUCUCUAUGCUGACAGUAGCCCUACAGCUAUGUGGUAUUCCUAUGCAAGUCACACACAGGAUCAACUUUGUUCUCACAGCGCUUCUGGCUGCCCUGAAGGACUUUGUAGUGUUUCUCUUUUCAAGUGUUGUCUUUCAUCAUGUUGUUGAAUAUGGUGUCAAUAGCGGACUCCUGAGGCAAGCUUUGGACAGCUUUGAGUAAUACUGAGGCAUGUACAGGAAGUAUAAUUGUAUCCUUUUGUCUGUGUUGAGUGAAGAAUGCUACUGCAUGCAGCACUGCACACAGCACCAUUGGGCCGAAAGAAACUUCCGUUUCCGGGAGGCGUCCGCCUUACAUGGUCAUGGAAAAUGUCUGACUGAACAGCGUUAGUCACUUACUGCAGAGUCCCUUAUUAAGAAGUGGUCCGUCUGACAGACGUGUCCAGUUAUGGGACAGGUGACUGUAUAAGAGACAGCUAGAAAGCAGCGAAAACUGCUUGAUUAUUGAGCAACAGUCACCGGACAAAAACCUUAUUUGCCGGUGAAGUUGGUACUUUCCGUCAGGCCUUCUCCUGCUUUAGAUAGCGAGUCGUUAUCUUCGCAACAGAGCUCUCUGUGACAAAAACUGUCGUAAUGCACUUUUUGUGCAUCAUUGCACAAGUUAUUUCGACUCUAUUUAUGACUUUCAUACAGUUUGCCGAUAAAGUCAUUCACUGUCACUGAAGUCUUGUUAAGGAUUGCGUUCAUACGGACAAUCAUAUUCAACAUGCAUUUAAACAGUACUUAAAGUGAAACCGAUCAUUGUAGCCAUACGUAUUUGGUUAAAAGUUCUAUCUUCAAGGAGGCGCAAUCAUGAUAUGUACAUGUUAGUCUCCUUCGCAGCCCCUCGGGACAGAUUAACUCGAUGCACUCCGUAGAUGCGAGGAGCGCAUUGCGUGACCCCGACCCGUGCGGCUGCUAACGAGACUACGUACUUAUAGGCACUUAAAAAAUGAACUGUGAUACAGGGGCUCUGGCCUUGUAGUCCAGAGGCCCAGAGUUCAAGGUACGCCCUCAACACUAACUGGAUUUGUUUUCGAUAGUCUUCUUGCGUUCAGUUUCUUGGCCAUGCUUGUAAAUAGUGAUCCGGUUUGCCUCCGGUCAGCUGAGAUUCUUACUUAAUAUUUUUAUUUCAAUUUUUUGUUUAUGCCCUUAUUUUUGGGCGACAAUGCAAACUACUGGGUACUAGUGAGAGUGAUAACACUAUAAGAAUUAAAUUAACAAACACAUUAAACCCUAAUUCUUUCGAAACCACGCAUUGCAAGGCAUCCAUAGAAUGUAUUGUAAUUUUUUUGCACUGUACUAGUCGAUUUGCUUGGUACUCAACAAAGAGCUGUGAACUAAAUCG